CCCCACACCCUCCCCUUAGCAACGGCCUUCUUGUUUCCGUCAACGGUCACCCGUGGCAACGCGUCCGGCGCGGCUCCGCGGGAUUGGCCCCCGGGGCGCGUCACGUGGCUUGGCCUUGAGGGGAACAAGCAUGGCGACUCUGUGGGAGCUCAUCGUGGCAGAGUUUGUGGAAAGCAAGGAAGCCUUGAGCACAAAUGGGAGCCCUCGGCUGGCCGGUGACUCCAUGCAGGACUUGGACUCUUCACCCUUGACCCCGUACACGGACCGCUCUACCGAGGCACCCGCCUCUCUCCCAGGGAGCCCCCCAACACCAAUAGACCCUAAAACAUGCAGCCCUCGGGAGUACCUGGAACACUUUAUUUUCCCGGUGCUACUACCCGGUCUCGCAGAGUUGCUGUCUCAGGCCCGGCUACACAGAUGCUUUGAGAGAAAAAAGACAAAGUUCUUCCCUCGUGACUUCCUUGCAGAGUGGUUAUACAACAAAAACCCUGCGAGGUGUCAAGAGCAGCCAACAAAAGUCCUGGAAAUUCCUUUCGUCAAGGAGUGGCUGAGGGAUCACCCGAGGCCGCCACUGCCACUAUCCCUGCUGCUUACAGAGGAGCAAGCUGCGAUCAUCAUACAAGCCUUUUACAGGGGCUAUCUGGUUCGUCGCGAGCCCGAGGUGCAGGAGCUGAGGCAGUGGCAGCGGGAGCUCCGCGAGGAGAGCCGCGACAUCCGCCUCAGGGUGGCCGACUUUUGGGCCAGCCGCGAGCCCAGCGGUACGACCGGUGUGCAUCAUGUCGGACAAGAAUGGACAUUCGCCUUCACGCGCUCAUUCUCUUCACCAAGGGCCACGAAGGUGCUCAAACCCCGAAUGAACUCGACGCCGGAGUCUCCAUCAACGUCAUCAGCCCAUCGCCGCUCAACACCCCCUUGAUGUGAUGCUCAGCACACCGGUUUGCCGCUGCGGCCAGCCGGCUCAUGUUCGUCAUCGGCCAUGGUCCCUCCGCCGCUGAAUUGAGGGCUUCUCCAUGAAGCCGCCCAUCUCUCGUAAUUUUGCUAUGUAGUAAUCCACCUAGCACGUGCACAUGAGCUUAUUUGAAAAAAUAAAUUGCGCCAUCUCCUCUGAAUAUCCUUUCAGAUGCGUUCUACUAAACGCAUGGGUGGCAUAAUACUGUGUCAGGCACGGAGCGGGAGCAGCAGCAGUCACAGCGGCAGCUAAAAACACGAGCCGAUAAAGCAGCCAGGCUAUUAACGAAGCCUCUCUUUUGUUACGGGAUUUGACUGUGCAAACACGCGGACGGCCGUGCAAAUUGAUGCUUGCUUAUUCUAAGGCGCGGCCCCGCAAUGUAAUAAUACACUUAGAAGUCUCGAGGCUCGGGUGAGGUUUUCCUGGGAAAAUAAUUAGCAGUUGAUAAUAGCGCGAUGCAGCAAUAAACUGAAGUGUAUUUAAAAAAAUAAAAAUCUGCUACCAA
Molecule: messenger RNA, 1454 nt
Organism: Petromyzon marinus (sea lamprey)
Lineage: Eukaryota; Metazoa; Chordata; Hyperoartia; Petromyzontiformes; Petromyzontidae
Gene: IQCK
Product: IQ motif containing K
Molecular function (GO): protein binding
Source: RefSeq, a predicted model, not a curated record